GUACAACCUUAUAAAGCAUUGAACUUAUGGCAUCUCAUAAACUACUUUGCAUCUUUCUCUUUUUCCUCCAUUUUUAUUCGGGUCAUAGUGAAUUACAACUGAAUUACUACUCAGAAAGUUGUCCAAACGCUGAAGAAAUCGUGAAACAAACUGUUAUAACUUUGUAUAAAGAGCAUGGAAACACCGCAGUUUCUUGGUUAAGAACCCUCUUCCAUGAUUGCAUGGUUAAGUCAUGUGAUGCAUCAAUAUUAUUGGAGAGCAUAAAUGGAAUCCAAUCAGAAAAGAUAUCAAAAAGAAACAUGGGAAUGAGGAAUUUCAAGUACAUUAACACAAUCAAAGAUGCUCUUGAAUCUUCAUGUCCCAUGACUGUUUCUUGUGCUGAUCUUGUUGCACUUGCCGCUAGAGAUGGUAUUGUUAUGCUAGGAGGACCUCAUAUUGAGAUGAAAACUGGGCGAAAGGAUAGCAAGGAAAGUCAUCUUGCAGAAAUCGAUGCUAUGCUACCUAACCAUAACGAUAGCAUGUUGUAUGUUCUUGAUCGCUUUCAGUCCGUAGGGAUUGAUGUUGAAGGAACAGUCGCUCUCCUAGGUGCUCACUCAGUAGGCAGGGUCCACUGCAUCAACCUUGUUGAUAGACUCUAUCCAACUGCUGACCCGACCUUAGACCCGAAUUUUGCUGAGUAUCUGAAGCGUCGUUGUCCCCAUCCUGACCCUAACCCUCUUGCAGUGGAAUACUCGAGGAGUGACCUACAAACACCAAUGAUUUUAGACAACAUGUACUACAAGAACAUCAAAAAUAACAAGGGACUGCUUAUCGUUGAUCAACAACUUGUUUCGAACCCGAUCACAUCUCCAUAUGUUGACAAAAUGGCAGCUGAUAAUGAUUACUUUCACGAUCAGUUUGCUAAGGCUCUUCUCACUUUGUCAGAGAACAACCCGAUAAGCGAGGAAGAAGGCGAGGUGCGAAAAGAUUGUCGCUUUGUAAAUCAUAACUAAAAAUACCCAACUUGUGUAAUUUCUCGACCAUUUCCAGUAAUGUUUAUCUUUUUAUAUGUGAUAUAAUUAAGCUUAUGUCACUAAUAUGAAAGAAUGGGCUAAAUGCUUGUUUUUUUGCAA
This is a messenger RNA of Lactuca virosa, 1112 nucleotides long. The record is from the annotation of a GenBank genome assembly. NCBI's taxonomy places the organism in Eukaryota, Viridiplantae, Streptophyta, Magnoliopsida, Asterales, Asteraceae.